AUGGCUAUGAAAAUCGCAAUCGUGUUAGGUGUUAUGAUGACAGUGGCAUUAGCCGUUCCUGCACAACCCGCCGCCGGUGGAUGGGGUUGGGGUGGCGGUGGAUGGGUUGGUGGUGCUGCUGCCAACCCGUGGAUACCUCCGUGGGUUUCGGUCGCGCCAUGGUAUCCUCAGUGGACACCAUGCACAGCCAUUGGAAGCACAUGCUUGGAUUGCAACACAAAGCUAGUCUGCACGAAAAUCGGUGGUCUACAACGCGCCUGUACUGAUCCAACUCUUCCAUUCUGCAAUAUGGGUGAAUGCUCUGCCACGCCAUCUGCGGAAUGUGCAGUACCAGCUGUGAAUAAUCCACCAGAACUCACCGCCUAA
Molecule: messenger RNA, 366 nt
Organism: Parnassius mnemosyne (clouded apollo)
Lineage: Eukaryota; Metazoa; Arthropoda; Insecta; Lepidoptera; Papilionidae
Source: the annotation of a GenBank genome assembly